Spodoptera litura is the source of this 1088-nucleotide messenger RNA. Its product is annotated as epithelial serine protease-like. The record is from RefSeq and is a predicted model, not a curated record. NCBI's taxonomy places the organism in Eukaryota, Metazoa, Arthropoda, Insecta, Lepidoptera, Noctuidae. Gene Ontology annotation, biological process: proteolysis. Gene Ontology annotation, molecular function: serine-type endopeptidase activity.
AAUUACUAAUUAAAUAUACUGCAGUUGGACAUUCGUUAGGUGAUCGCUUAAGAUGGCGGCCACGUACUUGUUGGGAUUGCUGCUCGUAGCUGGCUAUGCCUCGGCUGCAGUACUGAAUGCUGAGCCAGCCAUCAUUGAGGACUUGAGAGAUGCUGAACCAUCAGGCUCAAGGAUCGUGCAAGGCUGGCCUGCAGAGGAGGGUCAGAUCCCCUACCAAGGCAGUCUGCGCAUGGUGAGCGUUAUCGGAGGUGUCAGCUCCUGUGGCUGCUCCCUCAUCCACCACGAAUGGGUCCUGACCGCUGCUCACUGCUUGGCCAACCGUAUCACCUUCGUCGUCCGUUUCGGAGUAACCAACCUGACUCGUCCAGAGAUCCUGGUGGAAUCUACCCACAAAUACAUCCACCCCGAGUAUGAUGAAAUCAGGGCUGGAGUGCAGACUGCUGAUCUUGCCCUCUUGGGACUUGACCACUACAUCCCCUACUCCGCCAACGUGCAGCCUUCCCGUCUGAUGAGCAGGGCACAGAAGGCUAUCAACUACGCUGGAGUUAGAAUGAUUGUCAGCGGCUUCGGACGUACCGACGACCUGUGGAACGGUGGUGCUGCCUCCGAAAUCCUGCUGUGGACUCUGCAACGUGGAGUAUCCAAUGAAGACUGCCUCUCCUGGUACCCCAACAGCCAAGUAAUCAAGGAUGAGACCAUCUGCUCCGGAUCUUAUGACCAUCCUUCUCAAUCCUCCUGCCAGGGUGACAGCGGUGGCCCGCUGACCAUCGAGGAUGCUGACGGCAAGCGCACACAAGUCGGUAUCGUGAGCUUCGGUUCCACUGCCGGAUGCAACAGCCCAUUCCCAUCAGGUUUCGUCCGCCCCGGAUGGUACCACGACUGGUUCACAGAGGUCACUGGCAUCGACUUUGACUGGGACAGCGAUGCUAUUGUAGACCCACCCGUAUCUGGUGAGGACCCUCCCUCUGAUGGUGGUGAUGACAGUGACUCCUCUGCGAGCGACAGCAGCGAGGAAGCUGAAAGCGUACACUUUGUCAACUGAGUAGUAGGUACACCUAUGCGAUAAAUAAAGCUAUUUUUUUACUUUA